Messenger RNA from Nelumbo nucifera (sacred lotus), 2245 nucleotides. RefSeq names its product putative folate-biopterin transporter 7. Lineage: Eukaryota; Viridiplantae; Streptophyta; Magnoliopsida; Proteales; Nelumbonaceae. The record is from RefSeq and is a predicted model, not a curated record.
CAACGGGCCACUUUCGGUUCAACGUUGUAUUUCACUUUCCUGAGUCAUGAUUCCAUACAUUCCUUCUCCAUUCAAACGGCAGAACAAAAUUAAACUCUAAAAAUUGGAAUUGGAUUGGAUGGCUAGGAUUAAGUUGGGCUGAGAAUUGGGCCUGGGUUGGCCCACAACUUACACCGUAUUAUUCAAGCCAUGCCGAUGAUUGCACUGAAUCAAUUCCUCCCCAGUAGUUAUUUACCGAAAAAAAUUCCUCCCCGUCUUUUUGCUUUUGUCUUUUUUCUUGGGGAUACACCGGCUCCGAUAGGCGAAGGGCCAUUAUCAAUAUGUCGUUCGAGUCGACUGGAUUCAAACCGGCAUUCCCCGGAAAAUCAACGCCCCUAGAACCUUAACCGGUCACCUCAAUUGGAUCUAAAUAAUAGAAGGCCACGUGUACGAAAAACCGCCACCAAGCAAUCUCGGCCCACUCUCUCUUCCUUGAUAUCAUCCGCGUAUCGGAAAAAUUUCUCCUACUCUUCACUCCGCAGGAGAGAAGACACGACGCCUCUCUGAACACGGGCCUGAUUUCUCCCAUCGCCGGUAAAUGGUGGCCUCCGCCGGGAAUCCGCUUCGGUCGUUGUUGGGAUUCGGAGUCUGGGUACAGGGGUUCCGAUGCUUCCCGUGGAUGGGCGUGAAUUUCUUCCUCAAAGACGGGCUCAAUGUCGACCCCUCCACGCUUCAGCUGUUGCAGAACUCUGCCAACCUUCCGAUGGUCGGAAAGCCUCUUUACGGAAUCGUCUCCGACGCCAUUUACAUUGGAGGCCAGCACAGGAUCCCUUACAUCGUCAUUGGAGCUCUUGUGCAGGCAGUGUCUUGGUUAGCCAUUGCUCUCUUACCCUCGUCAAGCAUCUCAGUCUUCACAGUUACUCUCCUCCUCCUUCUCAGCAAUCUUGGUGCAGCAAUUGUUGAGGUUGCCAAUGAUGCCCUUGUUGCCGAGGCAGGAAAGCAACCGAAAUCUACCAAUAAGUCACGAUCAUCUUCAUCUGGUGAGCUUCAGUCAUUUGUUUGGACGGCAGCCUCUGUAGGUGGAAUCCUUGGUAACCUCAUAGGUGGCUUAUCUAUCGACCGGUUCUCUCCUCAAACUAUGUUUCUUGGAUUUGGUAUUAUCCUGAUUAUCCAGCUCCUCAGAACACUUGCAAUCCGAGAAAGCUCACUGAACCUCCCCAAGAAUUCAUCCAAUAAUGGCAUCCGUAAACAGCUCUCGGUCCUAUUAGUUGCAUUGCGUAAGCCAGAGAUUGCAUAUGCAAUUGCAUGGUUUGCAGCAUCUCAUGCUGUUAUCCCAGUCUUAACAGGCACAAUGUUCUUCUACCAAAUAGAGCAUUUGAAGCUUGACUCAUCAGUGCUGGGAUUGUCGAAGGUGUUUGGACAAGUGGCAAUGCUUCUAUGGAGCAUAAUCUAUAAUCGACAAUUGAAAUCAGUCCGACCAAGAAAACUAAUUUCAGCUGUUCAGGUCACCCUGGCUGUUUUCAUGUUAUCUGAUGUGUUAUUUGUGAAGGGAUUUUACCGUGAGAUGGGUGUGCCAGAUUCAUUAUAUGUAGUGAUCUUCUCAGGAUUGCUGGAAGUCCUUUUCAUAUUCAAGGUACUUCCAUUCAGUGUCUUGAUGGCACAACUCUGCCCACCAGGCUGUGAGGGGUCUCUGAUGGCCUUUGUCAUGUCUGCUAUUGCACUUGCCUUCAUUAUUAGCGGGUAUCUUGGUGUUGCACUUGUAACAUAUGUCGGCAUCUCUGAUCAGGACUUCUCAGCACUGCCAAAGGGCAUUCUGAUACAAACUGCAUUUACAUUGCUGCCACUAUUUUGGAAUUCAUGGAUCCCAGAUGAUGUCAAAGUUCAGAAGAAGAAAAACUAGCCUUGGGGACCAUAAGAGCCAAGGUGCGUAAAGCAGUGUAAGGGCUUUUAUCUUUUUUUUUUUUAAUUUUUAAGUUUGUUAUUUCAAUACAAAAAUCCAUUUUUUUCACAUUUAUAAAUAAAUAUAAGACAUAUUUCCUACAAUACCCUCUAGAGAAUACUCCUUGAGGACCAAUGAUCAGAGUAACUAUUUCUGGUUCAAUUGUGUACCUCCUAAGGCUGAGGGUGUAAUCCUUUCCCACACUCUUUUCCUAUUCUAUUUAUUUUGUAAUUUCAGUUGGGCAUUUUCACCAACUCCAGGAUUAGGAGUCUGAAUAUUCUAUAGAGAGGACUGGUAAAUGAAUACAUGGGCUAUUUUCUCAUUACA